Molecule: messenger RNA, 462 nt
Organism: Zasmidium cellare ATCC 36951
Lineage: Eukaryota; Fungi; Ascomycota; Dothideomycetes; Mycosphaerellales; Mycosphaerellaceae
Exons: 2
Coding region: 1-462 (153 amino acids)
Source: RefSeq, a predicted model, not a curated record
AUGUUUUCUCAAAUCAUCGGCGUCCUCGCCCUCGCAGGUGCAUCCACCGCAGCUAGCCUCCAGCGCCAUGACUUCCCAGCCAGCAACGUUACCGUGCUCUCCCUGGACAAGAACUACAACUCGACCGGCGGCGAAGGCCAUGUGGCAAUCGGAGGAGUUCUGAGCCCCUUUGGCAGCAUUGGCGCUGGAUGCGGUGUGAACUGGGAUAAUGGAGUUGCAUACGGCGGUGGUCUCCAAGCAGGUUCAGACGCCUUUGGUCUCGGCGGCGGUUUCAAGAUCACUCCUACGACCUUGGAAGUUGGUACUGGAUUCGGCAUCAACCCAUCCAACUCGAGUGCAGACGUCACCUUCACCGGCCAUACGAAUGGAACGUUCCAGUUGAGAUUCUCUUCCUCUAGCCCCUUUGCCUGCGUGCCGUCGAAUGAGGAGGGAAGUAACGUUGUUGUGUGCACCACGUCCUAG